Messenger RNA from Salvelinus sp. IW2-2015, 2965 nucleotides. RefSeq names its product G protein-activated inward rectifier potassium channel 3-like. Gene Ontology annotation, cellular component: plasma membrane. Gene Ontology annotation, biological process: regulation of monoatomic ion transmembrane transport; potassium ion import across plasma membrane. Gene Ontology annotation, molecular function: inward rectifier potassium channel activity. NCBI's taxonomy places the organism in Eukaryota, Metazoa, Chordata, Actinopteri, Salmoniformes, Salmonidae. The record is from RefSeq and is a predicted model, not a curated record.
AUUAGCCCACAGUCGUUUGGUUGGGGUUGUCUUUGUUUACUGGUGAGAGAGGAGAGACUGAACUGAUGCUUCGUCGAACACUCACCCGAUCAUCAGAGCUGAUGGUAAACAUAAAAAAUGGGUAGGGUUGAACCUAAGCGGACGAUCUCCGAGGCUCACUGUUGGACCAUCGACUCAUCUAUCUAGACGGCUGGUCUGGACAGGACCAGAAAAAGAUGCCCAAAAGACAUCGGCGUUGGACCUUGAUGGACAGAACCCAAUUAAACAGUCAAUAACCAUCGGACAGAGUCUGCCAUAGGAAUAAAUCGAGGACCCAGGAACACGAACACACACACACACACACCAUCAUUCCUGAUGGCGCUUGAGAACUCUGUUUUCACCUUGAGGCCAGAGUCCCUCUCUCUCCCCGUGGUGGAGAAAGGGAAGGUGCUGGUGGAAGAGGCUACCGAGGUGAUGGUGUCCACCGGAGUGUUUCAUGUGUCCGAGGAACUGGGCCAUGUGGUUACGACAGAUACCGCCCAGCCCUCCGCUAACAGAUCGUGGAAGUCCAAGCUGGCAGAGAGGCAGGCAAAUGCAGCAUCUGAUGAGUAUGUUAAGAAGCUGCCUCGGGUGAUGGAGAAGGAGAGGGGCAGAUUUGGCUGGGCUAAGAGACGUAAGAGGCAGCGCUAUGUGGAGAAGAAUGGCAGAUGUAACGUGUCGCAUGGCAACAUGAGGGAAACGUACCGUUAUCUGACAGAUAUCUUCACCACCCUGGUGGACCUCAACUGGCGCUGCUCUCUCUUCGUCUUCGUUAUGGCCUACGCCAUCACCUGGCUCUUCUUUGGAGCCAUCUGGUACCUGAUAGCGUACCUCAGAGGGGAUCUAGAUCAUCUGGAGGAUGAGACAUGGACACCGUGCGUCAACAACGUGAACGGAUUCAUCUCGGCCUUCCUCUUCUCCAUUGAGACAGAGACCACCAUCGGUUACGGCUACCGUGUCAUCACUGACCAGUGUCCAGUGGGCACCAUGCUGCUCCUGCUCCAGGCCAUACUGGGAUCUAUGGUCAACGCCUUCAUGGUGGGCUGUAUGUUUGUGAAGAUCUCUCAGCCCAAUAAGCGUGCGGAGACCCUGGUUUUUUCUAAGAAUGCAGUGAUCUCUCUGAGAGAUGACAAACUGUGUCUGAUGUUCCGGGUGGGGGACCUGCGCAGCUCCCACAUUGUUGGGGCCAACAUGAGGGCCAAACUCAUCAAGUCUAAACAGACUCAGGAAGGUGAGUUUAUCCCUCUGGACCAGACAGACAUCAGUGUGGGUUUUGAGACAGGGGACGACCGCCUGUUCCUGGUGUCUCCACUGGUCAUCUCCCAUGAGAUUGACCACCACUCGCCCUUCUGGGACAUGUCUCAAGGCCAGCUGGAGAAAGACGACUUCGAAAUGGUCGUCAUCCUGGAGGGAAUGGUGGAGGCCACAGGUAUGACGUGCCAGGCGCGGAGCUCUUACCUGGCAGAUGAGGUCCAGUGGGGUCACAGGUUCAGCCCUAUGAUGUCACUGGCCGACGGGUUCUUUGACAUCGACUAUGGCGCCUUCCAUCAAACCUUUGAGGUGGACACUCCCUCCUGCUCAGCGCACGAACUCUCAUUGACGGCGGCCCGAUUGGAGGCUCAUCUGUAUUGGUCAAUCUCCAGUAAACUGGAUGAAGAGAAAUGGGAGGGAUCUUCUCUGACCAACCAAUCAGGAAAGCAGCUAGACAAUGGGAAAGGAGGGGUCGUUGAUCACUAGAAUACAAGAGCAGUCAGGACCAGGAGGGUUGAAUGGUUGUCACCACCGACCAGUCAGAAUCAGAGGCCUAAAGUAGAUCUGAUAGAGUUCCAAAAUGGCACCCUAUCCCCUAUACAGUGCACUACUUUUGACCAAAGCCCUGUACUAUAUAGGGAAUAGGCUGCCAUUUGGGACAUACUUUCAAUCAAUGUCAUGACAGGAGGACCCACAACUACAGUACUGUAAAUUACUUUUAGCUAAUGUAUAGUAUACAGCCAUAGAACAUUUGUUCCCAAGGGAGAGAUGGGUGGUUUAAAAAGGCUCAUUGCUACUUCAUUGCUUUGUUUAAUAACACUGACUAGAAAUGACAAAUUAUAUCAAUUACAUUUUCUCUUUAUGAUAUUUCAUUCUUACCACGAGCGUCUGUGCUAUACUAGAAUUAUAUUCUAUCUUCUAUUGUUAUUGCUCUAAUCACCUCUGGCAACAUACAUGAUAUUAAUUAAUACACUGUUAUUUCAAAGAAUGAAGUAUUGACAAUUCUUAGUCAGGAAAGAGGAUGUUCAGCCAGGUAAGAUACUGAAAUGUUCAGAGACAUAGAAAGAGCAGCUUGUUUUGGAACACUCUGGAACGUUCAGAGACAGAAAGAGAAGCAUGUCAUGUAUUGGCUGAAUGGGAGAGUCAAUGUUUAAAAAGGAAAUCUGUAUUACAGAUAAUGGGAUAGAGUGUGAUAGAAGAGACCAUGUAUGUUUUUCACUUUAAUGUGUAUAGAGGAUAUAAAGGAAUAGAUUGAAAUGGUAUCUCUAAAUCUUUAUCUAAAAAACAAAACAAGGAUUGUUUUAAAAUAUAUAUAGAAGUGUACAUUAAGAAUGGAUGACAUUAAAACAACCUCUGUUUUGUGACUCAUUUAGAUGUAAAAUCAUUUCUGUGUUCACUUAAAAUGUUCACAUCACAAGUACUGUAGCUUAUCACUGACCCCAUCCCAAUAGGGUGAGUAGUGGAAGUAUUCAUCCAACAAGCUUUGAGAUAAAACCAAGCAUUUGCUCUCUUGGGAAUGUUUCAGUGCGCUUUCACAUAGAAUAUAAGUAGCACAAUGAAAUAUCUUCUUUCGAUAGCCUCAUAGGAUGUAAACACACCAAUGUCCUGCUCAGCUCAGCCCAACCUCCUGCUUCUGCUGCUGUGUACAUAUGUGAGUGUUUUUAAUAUUGAAUUCUAUAAGAAUUAAUAAACUGUA